Rhizophagus irregularis DAOM 181602=DAOM 197198 is the source of this 594-nucleotide messenger RNA. RefSeq lists its product as uncharacterized. NCBI's taxonomy places the organism in Eukaryota, Fungi, Glomeromycota, Glomeromycetes, Glomerales, Glomeraceae. The record is from RefSeq and is a predicted model, not a curated record.
AUGAAUCAGAAACGCUUUAUUAUUUUACUUACUUUACUUAUAUUUUUCCUUAUACAUGUUGAUAAAACUCAUGGCAGUUGUUAUCCUAUUGGAGUAAGAAAAGAUUGUGAUAAAGAAUGGGAUGGUGCUAAUAUUAUAGAUGCUAGUUGGGUACCAGGUGCGCCAAUACUCAACAUCACGACUUAUGUCCCUGAUGGUGGUAAUGGACCAAAUUAUCCAGAAGCAUUUGGCCACUUUACCUUUGGCAAUGACCAAGUUAAAUAUAGAUUUCUUAAAAAGCCUAUAUUUGUUAAUGACCAUCAUUGUACUUAUACAAGUCCUGAUGAAAAAAAUCCAUACGUUUCAUACUGGCCACAUGAUGAAAGUUUAAGACCUGCACCAGGAACAUGGCAUUUUCUGAAUGCCACUUUUCCGAAUAUACCUUUUCCCGAAGUAACAACUUUUCGAAUAGGACCUUUUCCUGAAAUAUACAAUUUCCCGAAUCCGUAUUUCCCAAAUCCCAAUUUUCUUAUGAUCAAUUUCCCAAAUCCUGAAAGGCUGAAAUCUAAUAUCCCUAAACUCAAUAUUCCGAAUUUUAAUAUCCCGGAUGGAUAA